This is a messenger RNA of Octodon degus (degu), 4527 nucleotides long. It is a transcript of the gene Atp10a, whose product is annotated as ATPase phospholipid transporting 10A (putative). NCBI's taxonomy places the organism in Eukaryota, Metazoa, Chordata, Mammalia, Rodentia, Octodontidae. The annotation marks the transcript as partial. The transcript has 21 exons. Gene Ontology annotation, biological process: phospholipid translocation. The record is from RefSeq and is a predicted model, not a curated record. Gene Ontology annotation, cellular component: plasma membrane. Gene Ontology annotation, molecular function: ATP binding; magnesium ion binding; ATP hydrolysis activity.
GGGAAGCGCACCGUGCGCUCGGGGCUGCACCCCGGGCCCCCCGCGCUCGGGCUCCGGGGCGGCCGCGCCCCGCCCGCCGCCGACAACCGGCUCAAGACCACCAAGUACACGCCGCUGUCCUUCGUGCCCAAGAACCUGUUCGAGCAGUUCCACCGGCUGGCCAACGUCUACUUCGUGCUCGUCGCGCUGCUCAACUUCGCGCCCGCCGUGAACGCCUUCCAGCCGGGGCUGGCGCUGGCGCCCGUGCUCUUCAUCCUGGCGGUGACGGCGCUCAAGGACCUGUGGGAGGACUUCAGCCGCCACCGCUCGGACCUGGCCAUCAACCACCGCGCCUGCCUGGUCUUCAGCCGGGAAGAAAAGAAGUACGUGCACCGCUUCUGGAAGGAAAUCAACGUGGGAGACUUUGUACGCCUCCGCUGUAAUGAGGUCAUCCCCGCAGACGUCCUGCUGCUGUCCUCCAGCGACCCCGACGGGCUGUGCCACAUUGAGACCGCCAACCUGGAUGGGGAGACCAACCUAAAGCGGCGCCGGGUGGUGCGUGGGUUCUCGGAGCUCGUCUCUGAAUUCAACCCCCUGACGUUCACCAGCGUGAUUGAGUGUGAGAAGCCCAACAACGACCUGAGCCGGUUCCGUGGCUGCAUCACCCACAGCAGUGGAGAGAAGGCCGGGCUGCACAAGGAGAACCUGCUGCUGCGUGGCUGCACCAUCAGGAACACAGAAGCUGUGGCUGGUAUUGUCAUCUAUGCAGGACACGAGACCAAGGCUCUGCUGAACAACAGCGGGCCCCGCUACAAGCGCAGCCAGCUUGAGAGGCAGAUGAACUGCGAUGUGCUCUGGUGUGUCCUUCUCCUCAUUUGUAUGUCUCUGUUUUCAGCGGUCGGACAUGGACUGUGGGUACGGCGUUACCAGGAGAAAAAGGCUCUAUUUGAUGUCCCCGAGGCCGAUGGCAGCUCUCUGUCCCCAGUCACAGCUGCGGUGUACACAUUCUUGACAAUGAUAAUAGUCCUGCAGGUUUUGAUCCCCAUUUCCUUGUACGUCUCCAUUGAGAUCGUCAAAGUGUGCCAGGUGUACUUCAUUAACCAGGACGUGGCCCUCUAUGAUGAGGACACGGACUCCCAGCUGCAGUGCCGGGCCCUGAACAUCACCGAAGACCUGGGGCAGAUUCAGUACAUCUUCUCGGACAAGACCGGCACUUUAACUGAGAACAAGAUGGUGUUCCGAAGGUGCACCGUGUCUGGGGUAGAGUAUUCUCACGAUGCAAACGCCCAGCGGCUGGCGAGGUACCAGGAAGUGGACUCGGAGGAGGAGGACGCUGUGCCCAAGGGGGGGUCGUGGUCUCGGCGCGGCAGCAUCGGGAGCCACCAGAGUGUCCGGAUCCUGCGCAGGACGCAGAGCACCAAGUCGCACCGGCACGCCGGCAGCCGCGCGGAAGCCAAGAGGGCUGGUGAGCCGUCCAGGCACACCGCCUUCAGCAGCCCCAUGGAGAAAGACAUCGCGCCCGACCCGAAGCUGCUGGAGAAGGUCAGCGAGUGUGACAGGUGCCUGGCCAUCUCGCGGCACCAGGAGCAGCCCCUGGCACACCUCUCGCCCGAGCUGGCAGACGUCUUCGACUUCUUCAUUGCGCUUACCAUCUGCAACACGGUGGUGGUCACGUCCCCCGCUCAGCCACGACAAAAGCAGGUGAGGGUGCGGUUUGAGCUGAAGUCUCCGGUCAAGACGAUAGAAGAGUUCCUUAGGAGGUUGGCGCCCAGCCGCCUGGCCUCUGUGUGCAGCAGCACGGGCAGCCUGGCCACCAGCAAGUCCAGCCACAAGUCGGGCUCUGGCUUCCUGUCCAGCCUCUCCAGUGACGGUGUGUUUCUCAAGCUGGAGGAGAGGCUGGGCCAGCCCACGCCGUCCAUCGCCAGCAAUGGCUACAGCAACCAGUCUGAGAGCUGGGCCCCCGAGCAGAAGCCAGAGCUGGGCCAGGAGCAGGAGCUGCGCUACGAGGCCGAGAGCCCUGAUGAGGCGGCGCUGGUCUACGCUGCCAGGGCCUACAACUGCGCGCUGGUGGCCCGGCUCCCUGACCAGGUCUCCGUGGAGCUGCCCCGCCUGGGCAGGCUCACUUUCGAGCUCCUGCACACACUGGGCUUUGACUCCAUCCGCAAGAGGAUGUCGGUGGUAAUCCGGCACCCGCUCACCGACGAGAUCAGUGUCUACACCAAGGGCGCUGACUCUGUGGUCAUGGAUCUGCUGCUGCCCUGCUCCUCAGAGGAGGCCAGAGGGCAGCAUCAGAAGAAGAUCCGCAGCAAGACGCAGAGCUUCCUCAACCUGUACGCCAUGGAGGGCCUGCGCACGCUGUGCAUUGCCAAGAGGGUUCUGAGCAAAGAGGAAUACGCCUGUUGGCUGCAAGGCCACUUGGAAGCGGAGUCGUCCCUGGACAACCGCGAAGAGCUGCUCUUCCAGUCUGCCUUGCGCCUGGAGACAAACCUGCACUUGCUGGGUGCCACUGGGAUUGAAGACCGCCUGCAGGAUGGAGUCCCCGAAACCAUCUCUAAACUGCGGCAAGCAGGCUUACAGAUCUGGGUUCUCACGGGUGACAAACAGGAGACAGCUGUCAACAUUGCCCAUGCCUGCAAACUGCUGGACCACGAUGAAGAAGUCAUCACCCUGAAUGCCGAGUCCCAGGAAGCAUGUGCGGCCCUCCUCGAGCAGUGCCUACGCUAUGCACAGUCUAGGGUGCCCUGCAGUGCCCCUGAGAAGACCGAAGGCAACGUCAGCGUGGGGCUCCUCCCUCUCGGCUCGACCUCCAAGUCCCCUGCAUUGGGCCCCAGCCUGAGCCUUGUGAUCGAUGGGCGGAGCCUGGCCUAUGCACUGGAGAAGAACCUGGAAGACAAGUUCCUUUCCCUCGCCAAGCAGUGCCACUCCGUACUGUGCUGCCGCUCGACCCCGCUGCAGAAAAGCAUGGUGGUGAAGCUGGUGCGGAGCAAGCUCAAAGCCAUGACCCUGGCCAUUGGUGACGGAGCCAACGACGUCAGCAUGAUCCAGGUGGCCGAUGUGGGCGUGGGCAUCUCAGGCCAGGAAGGCAUGCAGGCAGUGAUGGCCAGCGACUUUGCAGUGCCGAAAUUCCGCUACCUGGAAAGACUCCUCAUCGUGCAUGGACACUGGUGCUACUCCCGCCUGGCCAACAUGGUGCUCUACUUCUUCUACAAAAACACAAUGUUCGUGGGUCUGCUGUUCUGGUUCCAGUUUUACUGUGGCUUCUCGGCGUCUGCCAUGAUCGACCAGUGGUAUUUGAUCUUCUUCAACCUGCUCUUCUCAUCACUGCCCCAGCUGGUGACCGGGGUGCUAGACAAGGACGUGUCGGCAGAUGCACUGCUGUUGGAGCCGCAGCUCUACAAGAGCGGACAGAAGAGGGAGGAAUAUCGUCCGCGUGCUUUCUGGUUAAACAUGGUCGAUGCCGCCUUCCAGAGCUUGGUUUGCUUCUUCAUUCCUUACCUGGCCUACUACGACUCCGACGUGGACGUGUUCACCUGGGGCACCCCCAUCACGGCCAUCGCGCUGCUCACCUUCCUCCUGCACCUGGGCAUCGAGACCAGGACCUGGACCUGGCUCAACUGGGUAGCAUGUGGCUUCAGUAUCCUUUUAUUCUUGACGGUGGCUUUGAUCUAUAAUUCUGCCUGUGCGACCUGCUAUCCUCCAUCUAACCCCUACUGGACCAUGCAGACGUUACUGGGAGACCCCGUGUUUUACUUGCUCUGCUUCAUAACACCUGUCACUGCACUGCUGCCCAGGUUGUUCUUCAAAGCUCUCCAGGGAAGCCUGUUCCCCACUCAGCUGCAGCUGGGACGCCAGUUGGCCAAGAAACGCCACAAGACCCUGAAGACUCCCCAAGAGACCUUUGCUCAGGGACACCUCCCAAGAGAGCCAAAGGCGGAGGUCUCCAAAGGGAGCGCCGGGUACCCCCAGGAGUCCCUCGCUAGGGACUGUGCCUCACACGCUUCCCAGCAUGCACAGCAGCCACCAGCCUGCUCUCCCAAUGCCAGCGGGGAGCCCAGUGCAGUGGACAUUAGUGCACCGCUCAGGGAACACGGCUGGAUGGGGUCCCCAGGGUCUUCCCUACCCGGGGAGGCUGUGCCAGGAGAGUGUGCUGGGAAUCACCAGAGAAAGCCCCUUGGCACAAGCCAGGCAGCUCCCCUGGGGUCCCUCUUCAGCCUGCCCAACCUCAGAUCCCUGGGCUGUGUGUCCUCCCUGUCCCUGGUCAGCGGGCUGGGCAGCGUCCUCCAGUUCUCCAGAAGUAGUUUACAUACGGACCAGCGGGGUGGUGAGCUCUUGUCCAGCCCCCCGCAGCCAGAGCAGGACAUGUCUGGCUUGCAGAGACAGGCUGCAGGCUACUUCUAGGUCAGCCAAGGGACCACAGGCCCUUUCUAGGUACAUAACCUAGGUGUUAGGAUUAUUUAUGUUUAUACACAGAAGAGUUAUAGGGAGAUACAUUUUUAAAUAUUUCCAGACUAACACAGGAAAUGAGAGGCACCCCCAAAAACUUUAUUU